Messenger RNA from Naegleria fowleri, 3123 nucleotides. RefSeq lists its product as uncharacterized. Lineage: Eukaryota; Heterolobosea; Eutetramitea; Acrasida; Naegleriidae. Gene Ontology annotation, molecular function: calcium ion binding. The coding region runs from base 1 to 3123 and encodes 1040 amino acids. The record is from RefSeq and is a predicted model, not a curated record. The transcript has 4 exons.
AUGCCAUUAAACGAAAUUCAAGAAAAGGAAUUACGCAAAGCGUUCAUGCUUGCGGAUACAGACGGUAACAACUCGUUGGAUGUCAAUGAAGUUAAACAUUUGCUAGCUCAACUCAAACAUCAUUCCACAAACAUUUUCAUUCAACCCCCUUCGGAUCAAGAAGUAUUUCAAUUAAUGAAAUUACUUGAUGAGAAUGGAGAUGGUCAAGUGGAAUGGGAAGAAUUUAAACAUGCCAUGGAGAAGUGGAUGGACGAAGAUAAAUCCUCAACCUCUCGGGGUUCCAGCAGUGGAAGAGCAGUUAUGAAUGACAAUUCAGAGUUGAAAAAGAGAAAACAACGCGACUAUUCUGUUGAGAGAGAACAAGUACACGACAAGGUCCAAAAAUUUUUCUUGCAAUUCCGAGUGAGAGAUCCAGCUAUGAACUCGCCAUCAUCUCCACAAAUGACAUCCUCUCUAUCGAAACGAAAAGGUAUUCAUGAUCAUCAUUACAGAGACUCACUAUUUUCUGUAGGAAUGAGUGGUGUUGUAUCACAAGACGAACACUUAUUGAAAGCUCAAUCAAUUUCUCUCAACAAUCUCAAAUCUCAAUUGUUGGAGUUUCCAAAACUUCCUUUUAUCAUUGAUUUACAUUCUAAAAACAUUCAACAUAGUAAUGUUCUUGCUGAAGUUGCCAUGUCUAAACAACAAUUGGACAUUGUAUACAAUCAAAUUAAGAAUGUACUUGCUCAAUGCAUUGUGUUUUGUGAUUUGUUUGUGAUUCACUACUCAACUCCAUACGAUAGAAUUGAAAUCAGUGACAUGAUACUCGAUACUUAUCAACAUAUUUUUGAUGAAUGUUUUAGCGUUUUUAACUUAUUGUUAGAUAUGUCUAUUUACUACAAACUUUAUGAUAUCCAACAUCAGGUGCUCUAUAUUUUUAAUUGCAUUUGUAAUGGACCAAGAAUUGCAAAUCUAGAUCAAAAUCACAAAUACCAUUUGCAAAACAUGUACUUCAAAAAGUUGAUUGCAGAGUAUGACAUUCUCAACAAAGUAUAUCAACAAAUUUUGAAGCAACCCAUGACUCCCAUGGAGAUUUCGAAGCAAUCCAUUUCUCUUAUUGCUCGAUUUGCUAGUUUCAACAAGGAAUGCAGAGAUAAGAUUUAUGAAAUCAAUGGUCUUCUGCCUGACUUGCUCAAGACAUUAGGAGGUGUUCUUUCCAAAUACAAAAUCGGGUUACUGAAAAUCAUAACAUUUGCAUUAGCAAUCUUAAUGGGAGAUUUGACACAUACUCAAUCUAGUACGGUGAAACCAACUACCGAGUCUACAUUUAUAGCUCUUAACUUACUUUCACAACUACUUUUCCAUUGGCGUGUUCAAUUUGAAGAUCAGGAUACAUUAGUUUACAUUCUACAUGCUCUUAUUGGAAUUUUGAAUGGUGUUCGACAAGACGACUUGUUCAAGAAAUUUGUCGAUCUUCUCAACGACAAAAACCAAUACGUGGUUGAGAGUGUCCUUUCAAUUGUGAUUUCCAAGCUAAUUCAAGACAAAUUUAAUGUAUACAUCUUGGUUGAAAAGUGUCAACUCCUUGAGACGUUUAAAAAAGUUUUUACCACCACAAGCAGCAACAUGGUGAGAUAUUAUAUCAUGCUCUGCGUUACUGAUACUGUAAAGACUUAUCCAUUUAGUAUUAUGAAAUUGGAUCGUUUGAAUUUAAUCAGUGAUCUUAUCGCGGAAUUAGAAAAAGAUACUGAAUUUAAUGACAAGAUUAUUAGAUGUUUGAGACAUAUUUGCAAACACAUGCCAAUGUCCAUGCUUUUGAAGUAUUUAGACGGAUACAAUUUUAUUCAUUCACUCAUUAGAUACUGUCUCAAUCACUAUUAUACUCCAAAGGAUGACGUGUUGGAAAAGUUUUACAAUAAUAGCAAAGCUUCAAGUUCCAUAGGUGGCUCCACUUCCAAUAGUUUAAACUCAUAUAACUUUGAGCUUAUUUAUCACACAGUUCAUUGUUUACUUUCCAUUAUUCACAAUCAUAAUGGAGAAUUAUUAGCCAAUAUUGAAAAUGGCAGCUCUCUCUAUACACCAGUUAACGCUAACCAAAUCGCAAUCUAUCAAACGAACUGUUUAUCUAAAUUCACUUUUGAAGACAUUGCUGAUAUUGGAACCCUUUUGAAAGGAAUUGUACAGUCUCCACUUCGCGAGUCAAUUAAUAAUUGGAAGUAUUCUGACCAACAACAACGCUCUUUGGAAGAAUAUGUGAGAGUUUUGCUUGUGUACAUCAAGACUAUUUGUGACAAGAUUAAUGGUAACGUAUUUUUGAGAGAAAUGUCACAAAAGGUUCAACUGCUCAUUGAGCAAAUAUUACAGCAAUCUUAUGCUCAAAUUGAAUUACAAACAAACCCCAUACUUGAAGCAUACAAGACAUUGUAUUCCAAACAAAAAGAUAGGGUACUACAGCUUACACGUGUGUUAAACUCCAUGAUUACCCAUGACCAAUCCAAAGUUACUGACGAUUUGUAUUACAAAACUCUCACAAUUUCAUCUAAAUCACUUGUUGACUUAGAAAAUGAGGAAAAGGAAUUGAAAUAUAGAACUUUCCAACAAUUAUUGGCAACCUGUAACAACCUUAAUACUCAAAUAUCAGAUGACACGUUGGAAAAACUAUUAGAAUAUUUCACCAGUAUUUGUGACAAAAACACAGGAUUGCUCUCAAAAGAUCAAUUCAUUGAAGGAAUGAUGAACAUUUUAAAUAUUAGAGAUCGAUUACUGAUUGAAAACAAUUAUCAGUUAUUUGAUAUUGACAACUCGGGAAAGAUUGAUUUCAGAGAAUUUGUCGUAGGAAUUGUUGUUGUGAAUAAUGAAAUUGCAAAGAAUGCAGCUGCAACACUCACAGAUAGAGAGAAAGUUGUUUUGUAUCAAUUAUUUUCUGUUUAUGAUUUAAAUAAGGAUAAUAUGAUUACCUUUGAUGAAUUGCUGCAAAUGAGACGAUCUGGACAGAUGGAAGGUAUGAACAAAGCAAUCCUCACCGAAGAAGAAUUAAUUCAAGACACAAAGGCUGUUUUUGAAAAGAUCGAUGCUGACCAUAAUGGCAUUAUUGAUUUUAAUGAGUUUGUUCAUGCCGUAAAGAGUGGAAUUUUGAAUUUGUAA